Molecule: messenger RNA, 1660 nt
Organism: Sorex fumeus (smoky shrew)
Lineage: Eukaryota; Metazoa; Chordata; Mammalia; Eulipotyphla; Soricidae
Gene: SH2D5
Product: SH2 domain containing 5
Exons: 10
Coding region: 120-1406 (428 amino acids)
Cellular component (GO): postsynaptic density
Source: RefSeq, a predicted model, not a curated record
GAGAAGAGCCACAAUUCAAACCUGCCCCCUUGGGACACCGCUGGCCCCGCUGUGCUCCUGGCAGAGUUACAGAAAGCCAGGCGUCUCCUGUGAGGGCGUGAACCCUGGCUUUAGGGGCCAUGCAGAGGCCGGGGGCAGGGGCCCGGAGGGCAUCCGACUGCGGGCCUGUUACUCUCCGCCCCCGGUGCAUCACCAAGUUUGCCCAGUACGUGGGCUCCUUCCCUGUGCACGACCUGGGCACGCAGGAGAGUGUGUGGCUGGUGCAGCAGCAGCUGUGGGCGCUGAAGGAUUGUCCCCGACGCCGGGCUGUCAUCCUGAAAUUCAGUCUUCAGGGUCUCAAGAUCUACAGUGGGGAGGGCGAGGUGCUGCUGAUGGCCCACGCCCUGCGGCGCAUCCUCUUCUCCACCUGGUGCCCGGCCGAUUGCCAGUUUGCUGUCCUGGCCCGGAACCCGCGGAGCCCGCCCAGCAGCCUCUUCUGCCACCUCUUUGUGGGCAGCCAGCCUGGAGAGGUCCAGCUCCUGCACCUGCUGCUCUGCCGCUCCUUCCAGCUCUCCUACCUCUUGCAGCACCCUGAGGAGCGGGCACAACCUGAGCCCAGCCCAGGGCCUGCAGGGGAGACGCCUCCAAAACCACUGUCCAGCCCUGAGGGCCCCCCAGGCCUUAUCCGGGAACCUUUCGGCCGGGAUCAGCUCUCACAGAACGUGCACGCACUGGUCUCCUUCCGGCGGCUCCCAGCAGAAGGGCCUGCGGGCAGUGGGAAGGAGCUGUUGGAGUCAGAAGGCCGAGGGGGCACCCGCCACGCCCGCCUGGGGAACCCCUACUGCUCCCCCACGCUGGUGCGGAAGAAGGCCAUUCGGAGCAAGGUGAUCCGCUCGGGGGCCUACCGCUGCUGCACCUACGAGACCCAACUGCAGCUGUCAGCUCGGGAGGCCCUUCCUGCUGCAUGGGACGCCUGGCCCCAUGGGACCAGUGGGCCCUCGGGCCUGGUGGAGACAGACGGCAGCCUGAUGGAGAACAUCUGGGCCUUUGCAGGCCUCUCCAGGCCCUGCGCCCUCGCCCUGCUGCGGAGAGAUGUGCUUGGGGCCUUCCUGAUGUGGCCGGAGCCAGGUGCCAGUGGCCAGUGGUGCCUGUCUGUGCGGACCCAGUGUGGGGUGGUGCCUCACCAGGUCUUCAGGAACCACCUGGGUCGCUACUGCGUGGAGCACCUGCCGGCUGAGUUCCCCAGCCUGGAGGCACUGGUGGAGCAUCACGCCGGGACCGAGCGCAGCCUCUUCUGCUCCCUGGACAUGGGCCGUCUGAAUCCCGGCUAUGAGGAGCAGGACUAUGGACCUCCAGGCAGGCCUUCCCGGACACUCCGGCCACUUGGCCAUGCCAAGUCCGAGGCAGAACUGCAGGGCCUGGGCUAGGGGGCAGGCCCCGUGCCCACAGGCCCCACCUCACCCUGGUCCUAGGGCCUCAGCAGGCCACUCUGACCUUUGUCCACCCUGCUGGUUGCUUACCCCUGUCAGUGUGCCCCUCAGAUCCACCUUCCAUCGCUUCCCUGCCUGUGGGGGCAGCCCUGAGAUGGGGGUUUGCCGGUCACUUCUCACACACAUGGCCCACCAGCACUUCCCAUGAAGGGCCAGGCCACUUUGGACGUGCGUCACCUCUGGGCAGCGUU